This is a messenger RNA of Hypomesus transpacificus, 4807 nucleotides long. It is a transcript of the gene tacc1, whose product is annotated as transforming, acidic coiled-coil containing protein 1. Gene Ontology annotation, biological process: mitotic spindle organization; cell population proliferation; cerebral cortex development. The record is from RefSeq and is a predicted model, not a curated record. The transcript is spliced from 14 exons. Gene Ontology annotation, cellular component: cytoplasm. NCBI's taxonomy places the organism in Eukaryota, Metazoa, Chordata, Actinopteri, Osmeriformes, Osmeridae. Bases 625 to 3285 code for a protein of 886 amino acids.
CUGUUGUUUAUGUCACAGAACAGGUUGGUUUACCGAUCAUAUCUUGACUGAGCAAGGAGGGUGACAGUUAAACAGUUGAACCAAAAUACCUUGGGCGGGUAGUAUGAAGCUGUGCUUCUACAUUCCAUAACCCUAUGUGCUGUGAAACAGAGAGCUCUUCCAGAUGGCUUCGAUCCUCCCCUGUCUGGGUUUGUUUUCCUCUCUUCUCCCUUCAGCGUGAGGGUGGUAGGACUCUACCAUUCACUGGGGCUGAAAUGGGGGCUGAAAAAUGAGCUGGCUCAGAGAGCCUUUGAAGCUCUAAGUUGCUGUCUCCCCCUGUGUUUCCUCACAGUGGAAUGGUCGUGAAGUUGAGGUUGGUGGGGGAGGCAGAGCAAGCAGUUCUAGAAACCAGCUGAUCACUUCUGUGGUAUUCAGCCAGAGAGUGAGAGCGUGACAGAAAGCGAAAAAAAGAAAGCAAUUCGGUAGAGAAAAAAAGAAGAAGAAAUAGGGUUGACAAAGAGAAAGCAGGUUGUACCAUUUAUAUUUGGUCAAGGUUAAAGGUUGAUCAGGUUAAAUAAAUGUUUCUUACCUAUUCAUGGAUUUGGUGGCUACUAUGUGAAGAAGUAAACAUUCUGGAGGUGGCACAUGAAGAUAUGUAACCUGCAACAGAGUAUGUCUUGGUUGUCACCCGCAUCAUGGGCCAAGUGGACUUGGACUGCAGUGCGAGGAGAAGAGGAGGGUCAGGAGGAUGAAGAGGGCCAGGAGGCCAGGGUGAAGGAAGGACUGCGCAGGGAGGAUUUGGAGGAGGACGAAGAGAGGUCUCAAGGGUUCAGCUCUGACUCUGAGAGCCAUUUUGAGACCCCUGAGGCAGAAACCCCGGUGCACUCUCUGCUAACAGUUCCAGAAGACCUGGAGUUAGCCCUGACCAUAGCAGAUCAAGGCCAUGAAGAAGAUGAACAGUUAAUGAUCGAAAGUUCUGUUGGAGCUCUUGGUGUCCCUCAAAAUCCAGCCAUGGUUCAGCUCAAAAACCUUUUGGGCCCCAUGAAAAACCCAGUGGACCAAAAUGGGCCUGUGAUAUCACAUCCCACAGCACAAGCAUCAGAGUGUCAGCACCCUGCUGUGACAUCACAUCCCACAGCACAAGCACCAGAGUGUGAGCACCCUGCUGUGACAUCACAUCUCACAGCACCAGAGUGUGAGCACCCUGCUGUGACAUCACAUCCCACAGCACAAGCACCAGAGUGUGAGCACCCUGCUGUGACAUCACAUCUCACAGCACCAGAGUGUGAGCACCCUGCUGUGACAUCACAUCCUACAGCACGAGCACCAGAGUGUGAGCACCCUGCUGUGACAUCACAUCCCACAGCACAAGCACCAGAGUGUCAGCACCCUGAAGGAGACAGAGAUCUAGAUACUACUGCACCAAUCAGCAUGGCAACAGACUUUCAAGAGGACCACCUUCUGACUUACAGAAAUUCAGAGACACUUGAUAGUGGACACCCUAAUCAAACUUAUUUUACACUGAAAGUAAAACCUACAAAAGUGAACUCACCUUUACCAAAGAUAAAAGGGGACCUAAAUGAAGCUCCACAUGAAGUCAAGGACCAUAAUAAACUAGUCCCUGAGGUUAACAACCUUGACCAGCUUGAUGACAGCUUCAACCCCUUCACUAGUGGAGAUUCCAAGAUCCAAAACUCCCCUCCAUCUUGCUUUAACAGUUCCCUGUCUAAAUUAGAGUGUCCACGUAGUUCCCUGCCAACAUGUGAGGCUGGUGUUGUUCCUGGAAUAGAUGUGGAGGUCAAGCCAUGUAGUGAGGUUGAGCUCAACCCUGUUAUCAGUGAGAAUGGGCUUGGCAAUGAUGGAGCCAGUAAACCACUGCCAAAGAGAUUCCUUAAAAAGCCACUGAGCAAGCUCCCAUCAAAGAAACAGAUUCCCCAAACCUCAAAACCAACAUCAGAAUCUAUUACAGUGCAGGUUUCUGAAUUGUCCGUGUCUCAAAGUUUGGAUGAUAUACCUAUUCAGAAGUCCGGCUAUAAUUGUGACCCCAGUCAGUGGGAUGACCCUAAUUUUAAUCCAUUUGGAGGAAGCAAUAAAGUGAACAGCCCCCCAACGCCACCCAAGGGGUCUUACAGCUUUGAUCCAGAAUGCUUUGAUGAAUCUAUAGACCCAUUUAAGCCAUCAAAGACCUUAGAUAAUGAAGUCUCCUCUAAGGCCCCCCAUUCACAAGAGAAGCCUGUGAUCCACCCCCCAGAAGAGGUUAAAGCAUGCCCAAAGAAACGCAAGGACAAGAUUACUACAAAAUUUAGAAAUACUAAGAAGAAUGAAAAACAAUCCUUGGUUCUGGACGUCUACAGUGAGGAAAAGGAUGGUGUGAUAUCCCAGGUUCCAGAGAUCACCUACCAUGUGCAAUAUGCCACAGAUGAGGAAAAGCUGGCAUCCAAUGAUAUCAUGACCCAGCAAGCCGAGUCACAGGAAGAGAAACAUGUCUCAGAAAACAAAAGCAAGGCAAAUGCAGGUAUUCUGGAUGAAGUUGUUCUAUCUCCUGCAAUGCCUUGGAUACGAGAUUCACUGGAGGAGGAUACUUGCAGUCUAAAUAAAGAACUGUCAGUUAGCCAAGCUUCUAAGGGAUUGGGAAGCAAGGACCCGAACAAAGGAAGUCUCUCCCUGGACAGCAUGCUGCUCAGUGAAAUGGACAAAGCAGCUGAGCUAAGCCAGAUCAGAGAGGAGAUUAUCAUUAAAGAGAUAGAAGCCAAUCAGUGGAAGAGAAAAUAUGAGGAAAGCCGAAUGGAAGUUAUGGAGAUGAGAAAAAUUGUUGCAGAGUAUGAAAAAACCAUUGCACUAAUGAUUGAGGAUGAACAGCAUAAAACCAUGGACUCCCACAAAAGUGUGCAGCAGUUGAUACUGGAGAGAGACCAGGCCAUGGCAGACCUCAACUCUGUGGAGCGCUCCCUUUCAGAUCUGUUCAGGAGAUAUGAGAACAUGAAGAAGGUCCUGGAGGGCUUCAAAAAGAAUGAAGAGGUUUUGAAAAAGUGUGCCCAAGAAUACCUGGUCAGGGUGAGACAAGAGGAGCAGCGGUACCAAACACUCAAGAGCCACGCAGAAGAAAAACUGGACAAGGCAAAUGCAGACAUUGCCCAGGUGCGUUCCAAGGCAAACGCAGAGAGUAUUGCUCUAAAUGCCAGUCUUAGAAAAGAGCAGAUGAAGGCAGAGUCCAUGGAGAGAGCCUUGAAUCAAAAGAAUCAAGAAAUCGAGGAGCUUACCAAAAUAUGCGAUGAACUUAUUGCAAAGCUUGGAACAUUAGACUGAACACUUCUCUAUACUGUUCCUUUUACAUUCUCCCUAAGCUUUGUGUAAAAGCAGUGUUUCCCAAUUUCACCAAAGCUUGCAGACUGUAUUGUUUUACAUAUGAAACAUUGCUAUCUACAGUUUCUAUAAAAUAUUUGAACUGUAAUUUGGACUGAAAUUUUAAUGUCCCUCCCCACCCUGUGAAGUUGCACUCUACUCAAAAUUUUAAGUAAAUGGUAAAGGGUGUAGAAAUGCACCCUUCUUGAAGAAAUUUUAAGAAUCUGUUGGAAAUCUGUUGAAAGCCUUAAACAAGUAUAUCCUACCAAACCUUUCCAAUUGUUCAAGAAAAAACAAUCAAGAAGACAGCGAAGGUAAUAGUUGCAUUUCACAGUGGAAAACUCAAUAGAUGUAAUACUGUAACACACUAUCUUCACUCUUUUUUUCUUUAGAAACAUCUUCGCUUGUCAUUUGUGUGCCAAAGAUUAGAUGUCAUGCAAAUUAAUGUAAUUUUAUUUUCCACUAUACAAUACUGUACUCAUGUAAUAAGUGUCUGUGCUGUUUUGGUAUUCUUUUGUAAUAUCAAUGGUGUGAAUCAACAGCAAUGUCUUUCAUUUAUAAAUGAGUCGCAAGACUGUGUUGGAAUAUUUGGUUCAAGUGGAUACAAUGUGCUUUUCCUCUAUUAUUCUUUGCUUUUGCUUGACUUUUUACAAAUGAUUAGCUAUGUUUUCUUCACUUAAAUCUAACAAGACUGGCUUUACUAGUCAAUCAGUAUAGUAGGUUGAUGGUCAUGAACACAUUUAUAACUGGACUUAUCACAAUUCUCUGUCAUUUUUACAUGAUGUUAUUGUGCAUUACAUAUAUGCUGUGAAAGCAAGAUGAACGUAUUACAAAUAUGACAUUUAGCAUUUUUAAAUAUAGAACAGUUUUAUGUACUUAAAAAAAUUAUGACUUAAUGUAAGGGUUCUCAAACCUAAUCACCUUCAAGCCCAAACCCAACAACUACUCCAAACGUUUGCAGAAGUGAGCUGCUGUAUACAGUACACCAUGUAACAAUCCUAGGGAAAAAUCAGCAAAUGUUUGAUUGAGCACAGUUUAGUACAUAUGAUAAAAAAAAUUAAAGAGAAAAGGCCUGACUUAAAACUUGGGUGAAUGUUGGUGAGCAGAUGUGUUGUUAUAACUGGUGGAUCACAUCAAUAUACUAUAUAUUUUCUUGACUCAACCAACUUGGGUGCUUGCAUAAAAAGUAGCACAUGGUGGGGGAAACCUGAUCAUGUUUGAUUAACUGCCAAAUGUUGUGAUUGAGUCAAAUUAAAAGGUUUUCAAAAGACAGCAUUCACAAAAAUGUUGUAUGAUGUGGGCAAAUGUAUUUCUAUGUAAGUGUACAUUUUAUACCGUUUUAAAGUAUUUUCUGUUUUUUUUCUGUUCAUAUUUGUAGAGUGGAAGAAAAAAAAACUUGCCCAGAUCCAAUGCUGUUUGCUAAUACACAAUACUGUAUGUGCAUUUUGGGGAAAUUAAUCACCCAAAAUAAAGUUAUUGCAGCAGG